GCAUGUACAGGCUGGUCAGAGCAGACAGCAAUGGCUUCGAUUGUGUUGCGGGUCAUGUCUCUGACUUUGGGACUAUUCUUUGUUUUUGUGGGCACGAUUAAGCUCACACCGUCGGUUAAUGGAGAAAUAUACAAAGAAAUGAGGAAAACAUACAUUCGAAACUCAAAAGUUUUUCCGCUCGUGAAACAGACCGGAUGGAAACCAAAUCCCCACACUUACCGGAAAGCUGUGGGGACUGCUGAGGUUGUAUGUGGCAUUCUUUUGGCAUUUGUACCAGGUGCCCUGAAGGAAGCAAGCAAUGUUGUGCUCUUAACAAUCACUGUCAACGACAUCUAUGCCCACUUUGCUCUCGAUGAAGGUUUGGAGAAAAUGAGCCCAGCUAUCGUGUUUGCACUACUAUUGACCUGUCGACUUAUCAUCUUCCUGCAAUCUUUGACUGCAGAACCUAAAUCUGUAUUUUCCAAGAAAGUUCGCACUGAACAACCUGUAGCUCCACCAGAAGAAAAGAAAGACCAGUGAGGAAAAUAUUUAGUCAAAUACUGUUUGAUCUCAAGGUGACAUUUUUAAAAUCACCAAAACAUAUAAGUAAUUCUACUUUUUACACACACAGGACUCCAAUAAUCAAUAAUGUCUUUGAAAAUAUUGAGAUUUGUACGUUAAUUGAGAUUUUAAUGCUGAUAUACAGAUGAAAGGCUGUUGUAAGAGUUUGAUAUUAAAUGAGUGUUUUGUAUAUCUCUAGUCCUGAGGCCUUUUUGAAACCAGGCCAGAAAAUACAUUAUUUUGUUUUCCAAAUACAUCUUUGGUGAUCUGAAUGUGGAAAGUAUCCUUCUUUACAGGAACUUGAAUGUACGAGAGUAGUAAAACUCUGUUUGUAGAGACGACUGCCAACACACUGAAUAGGGGAGUACAUUUACAGUAUAAACGUUGAUUGGGUCUGAAUGGUUGAAUCUUUGAUAUGUCUGGUAAUUCAACAUGCAGCAAUGAUGUUAUCAUUGAAAAGUUCCAUAGUAUGGAUUUGGAUUGAAAUCCCGAACAAGAUGUUUGAUCUAUAGCUUCAAAUCAUGUCGUGUAUACGAUCAUGAGUGAGACACAUUAAUACAAUGGCAUGGCAAAUUCCCAUCAUCAGCAUUUCUUGAAGGAAAUAUUGUAACAAGUAUUAUUACACUUUGGCAAUUUAAAAAAGAUUAUUACACUUUGGCAAAGUUAAAGUUAUAGACCAUCCAGGAAUCCUUUGAACACUGCCCAGAUUGUUAUGAGUAAUUGAGUAACUAGCAUUUAGAGAAGGUAUACAUUUUAUUGUCACGAACAAUUUGGGCUGAAUUAUUUUUUUGAGGUAAUGAAUUUCUAAAUAAUUUUGAUUCUGUCGGUGGUCUGCAAGACAUGAACAUGAUAUAUUGCAAUAUGGUCAUGCUCAAUAUUUGAGACAAAUUAUGUUUUUAUGGCUACAGAUUAAUUAGUUUUGCCUACAGCAUUAUGUCCAGUUUCUUGUAAGCCAUUGGGUGGAGCUACCUCAUGAAUGCAUUUGUGGAAACUGAAAAACCACAGUACUAGUUCUGGUGUAAAAAAAUAAAACUGAUAGUGAAAGGAUGAACACAAUUCGUGUGUUUUGUAUUUCAAGCAUUUUUAGUAAAAUGGGAUUUUGAAAAACAGAGCCAAUCAGCAAAUGUUUCAUUCUGCAUCUUAAUCCACUUGCCGGAUGCUUGAAACCAGAAUUUGGUAAAAGAAAAAUAAUUAUUCAGUCUAUCAAACUAAGCAAAAUGUUAAUGCUAAAAUUUACUUUAUAUGAUGCUAAAAGACAGUUUGGGUCUGGUAGAUUCAAAACAGUAUUAGAUGGACUAUUUGGGACAUAAGGUUUCGUGAAAUCGACAAAGACAUUUUAUCACUGGGGCAGGGCCAAACUACACAUGCAAUGGCUAAUGAUGGUUUCUUUCAUGGUUGUUUUAUUUGUAAUGUUCUAAAUUGUUUGUUUAUUUGAUCUCACACAACAUUAAUACUCCACCUGUUUGUCAUAAGAUGUCCACUAGAAGAUAAACCCUUUUUCUUCUUUAACAAGAAACUUUCAAACUUGUUUUAGUCUUCAAUGUAAGUAAAUAUUGCUCUGUUAAAUAAACCAUCAUUUUACAAUUUAUUGCAAAAGCAAAUUGAAUAUUGCGUGUGAAACUUUAUAUUUCACACAGUGUGUUUUGGUAUGCAUUUUGUAGAUACAAUGAUGCAUUCUCAGUGAAAUAGUUUCCUUAUAUGUAUCAUUCAUGGGAAUUAUUUUGGAAAACUCAGUUUACCUCUUCUAGCAUGUAAAUUGCUCUUAUUGCUAACCGUCUCCUUUCAAUGUAUAAAAGCACAAUAUAACAAACGAAACAUCAAAACAUUUGUAUAUGUUGCUGUUAGUAAGUUAUUGAUACAAAACAGCCAUUAAAUGGUUUCAUAAUCACUGCAAUGUUUUAUCCACAAGCUUUUUAAUUGUAUUGAUGUUCUGGAUGAAGCAAAUGUCAACCUCGGUUGUCAGGGAUGCAUUCAAGACAUUGAUCACAUAGCGAGACAAAGCAGUACUUGGUAACCUUUUGGUUGUGUAUGCAUACAAAUAAAA
Haliotis rubra (blacklip abalone) is the source of this 2584-nucleotide messenger RNA. Its product is annotated as novel acetylcholine receptor chaperone-like. Lineage: Eukaryota; Metazoa; Mollusca; Gastropoda; Lepetellida; Haliotidae. Gene Ontology annotation, cellular component: endoplasmic reticulum. Gene Ontology annotation, biological process: positive regulation of protein localization to cell surface; chaperone-mediated protein complex assembly. The transcript is spliced from 3 exons. The record is from RefSeq and is a predicted model, not a curated record. Bases 31 to 519 code for a protein of 162 amino acids.